AUGGAACAGAAAAACAAUAAUCAUUCAUGUUUUGGUUGGAUUCAAUUAUUCAUAUCAAUUUCUAUUCCUAUCGCUAUUGGUGUUUAUACUGUAUUAGAAAGUAACCGUGAUUUUGCAAUAGCAAAUCAUAAUCGUAAACAAGACCUUGAUAUAGCCGAUGAUCAACAGAAAGAUCAAAUUCUUCAUGAAUGUCAAAAGACAUUAAGUAAAUUAAUUGAAAAAUAUGGUACAGAACUUAAUAAAAGUUCAUCUGCUUCACUUAUCGCUCGUUUUGCCACUCUUUCAGCAUUAAAUCGUCUAGAUUCUGCUCGACGAAAUUUUCUCGUUCGUUUAUUAUAUGAAGCUAAAUUAAUCACCUAUCGAUCAGACGAUUAUCGACCACCAGUUUCACUUGAAUACGCUAAUUUAACUGAUUUAAAAUUAAUUGAUGAAUCUGAACGAAGAGUAUUAUUUCAUCUUUCAUUGGAAAGUACUAUUAUGAUACGAGCUAAUUUUCAUGAAAUUAAUAUCCGCGGUGCAAGAUUUAAUGGUGCUGUACUUAUUAAUGCUGAUUUUUCUUGGACUCGAAAUGCUCCAACAUUUGAUGAUGAGAUGAGUACUCUUAGACAUAAUUCUCCAAAAUUGUUUUUCAAUAAUGCAAAUUUAACAUCUGCUUCAUUGUUUUCUGCUACAUAUGAAAAUGUUGAUUUCAUUGGUGUGAUAAUGAAUCAUGCUAAUUUACAUACAUUUUUCUGUCUCAAUUGUUUAUUUGAUUCUACUACUAUGAUUGAAGUAAAUUUAGAAAAUGCAGCUAUUGAAAACUCUUCAUUUAUGUUUGCAAAACUUGAUUAUGCUAAUUUAUAUCGAUCAAAGUUUGGUCUAAAUGUUGAUUUCUAUCAGACGGCUAUGAAUCAUGUUAAUGGUACUUAUACUAAUUUUACGAAAUGUGCAUUAAUUGAAACUAAAUUAAUGAAUUCAAUAUUUGAUCAUGCUGUGUUUAUUGAUACUACCUUUUCAAAUGCAUAUAUGCAUAAAGCAUCAAUGAAAUAUAGUAGAGUAAUCAAUGGAAAUUUUACGGGUGCAGAUUUAAGUCAUAGUGACUGGCGAUACGCUAAUUGUAAACAAUGCAUAUUUAAUCACGCAAAUUUGACAAAUGCUGAUUUGUUUGGUGCAACAUUUACUGAGAGUGAUUUUCGGAAUUCUAAGAUUGUGGAAAAACAAUUAUUACAAAUCGCCUCUCUAGAAAGAUCAAAGCUCCCUAUAUGA
Rotaria sp. Silwood2 is the source of this 1245-nucleotide messenger RNA. The record is from the annotation of a GenBank genome assembly. Lineage: Eukaryota; Metazoa; Rotifera; Eurotatoria; Philodinida; Philodinidae.